Molecule: messenger RNA, 4266 nt
Organism: Pseudomyrmex gracilis
Lineage: Eukaryota; Metazoa; Arthropoda; Insecta; Hymenoptera; Formicidae
Gene: Eip78C
Product: ecdysone-induced protein 78C-like
Exons: 8
Coding region: 341-1888 (515 amino acids)
Biological process (GO): regulation of DNA-templated transcription
Molecular function (GO): zinc ion binding; nuclear receptor activity; sequence-specific DNA binding
Source: RefSeq, a predicted model, not a curated record
CGCGGACGCCGGGCAUUAAACCAACCCCAGAUUCCCCUAAUCACACACGGCUCAAGCUUCCUUGAUUUUAUGAUUUCUGUUUCUUUGUCCCGCGUGGAAAUCGACUGUUCGAGAUAACAUCGGCCGAACGCAGCUAUUGAUGGUCAUUGUCGUUAUCGUUGUUGUUACCGUCAUAAAACCCUGCCGAUCCGCUCGCAAGUCGUCAACAUCGCGAAUCGUAAUCGUCGCGGUGCUCCUCUUUCUUAUCAAUCUUCCCUCUCUCGCGAGAUAUCGCGAAAUAUCGCAGCGCGGUAGUGGUGUUGGUAGUAGUGGUGGUGCUGGUCGUCAUCGGCAAUGAACGAUGAUGGACGUGGAGGAAACAAAUUCAGCGUCCACCGCGAGCUCCUCGCCGAGACCGUCGAGCCCUUCUGCGGAUUUCACGUUCAUCAGCGUGAAGGGAGAGCCAAUGAGUCCUUUGAAGGACGAGCCGAGCAGUCCUCUGGAGGCUACCAGUCCUGGUUCCAUUGUACGCAACAACAACGAGCAACAUUACGCGGCAGCUGAUUCCAACAGCACGACGCCCGCCAAGAGCUUCGUUCCCUGCAAAGUCUGCGGCGAUAAGGCGAGCGGCUAUCAUUACGGCGUUACCAGCUGCGAGGGUUGCAAAGGCUUCUUCAGAAGGAGCAUACAGAAGCAGAUAGAGUACAGGUGCUUGAGAGACGGCAAGUGUCUUGUCAUCAGAUUAAAUCGGAACCGUUGCCAGUACUGCAGAUUCAAGAAGUGCCUAGCCGUCGGCAUGUCCAGAGACUCCGUGAGAUACGGCAGGGUGCCGAAACGCUCGAGAGAACGCGGCUCCGAGGACACAAUGGCGACGACCAUGACGACUACGACGACGACGACAACGAUGGCCACCAUGGAAAUGCAGCAACUGAACACACCCGACACAGGCAACAACAACGCCAACAACAAGAACAACAACAACAACAAUAACAACAACAAUAACAACAAUAACAACAACACCCAGAGCCAGAACGCGAUCUCAACGCGGGUACCAUCCGCGACGGUGGUCGAGGCAGAUCAAUCGGACGCUGACGUGAAACAGCUGGCCGUUUACGACGUGAUUCAUCAGGUGUCGCAGGCGCAUCACGCUCACUGCGGCUUCACGGAAGAAUCUACCAGAGGCCUCACAAGAAAACCCAUGAUAAUACCGGCGAGUAAUUCUUCGCAGCCUGCCAGCCCAGAGGAUCCAGAAGCGGCGUCCUCGACCGCGGAAACUGUUGAGUCGCAGAGAAUCUGGUUGUGGCAGCAGUUCGCCACAAGGGUGACACCGUCGGUUCAGAGGGUGGUAGAAUUUGCGAAACGAAUGCCCGGAUUCUGCGAGCUCUCGCAAGACGACCAGCUAAUCUUGAUUAAAGUCGGUUUCUUCGAGGUAUGGCUUUGCCACAUUUCCAAGAUGACCACCGAUAACUCGAUGACUUUUGAGGACGGCACCUAUUUUACUCGACAGCAGUUGGAACUCAUGUACGAGCCCGACUUCGUGUCCGCGUUGAUGCAAGUUACGUCGUCAUUGAACGCCCACCAACUGACGGACACCGAGCUGGGCUUGUUCUCGGCGGCGGUGUUGCUGAGCGAGCGACCAGGCCUGAACGACGUCAAGGCUGUGCAGAGACUGCAGGAUCGUGUUCUAGAAGCGUUGAGAGUGCAGACGGCGCGACCUUCCGGUGAAGGUGCCAGCGGUUCGGUCACCACGAUCGCCAACAUCUCGCAGAGGAUACCCGAACUCAGAGCGCUGGGCGCUAGACAUGCCAGUCUGCUCGAUUGGUUCCGCAGGAAUUGGACGAAGCUCAAACUGCCGCCGUUGUUUGCCGAGAUCUUCGACAUUCCUAAAUGCGAGGAAGACUUGCAAUGAAGAGCAGCCUCUGAAGGUACAACGAGAUAAUGUGACAUCACAACAUCGCAAUGGUGUGCCACGAAGAAAUCGAGUCGCCCAGCGCGCGGAGAUCGCUCUCCGCAUAUCUAGUAUCGUUCGUUUUCACUUAUUGGUAGCGACACACACAGCUGUUACGAGAUUAUGAGAUCUGAAACUGAACGAAGAAUGAAAGGUAUCCGAAUACCGUCUCUUGUGCUCAACAAGAUUCGAAAGAAAAGAAUGAGAAGACGAUGAUAACGUUAACGUUAAUAUAUCGUUAGCUACAAGAUUCGCUAAUUUGUCACGAGGUAUCUUGAUCGCUCAAAAAAAGAACAGCGGAACUAAAAAUAAAACAUCAUUUUUCGUCCAAAAGAUUAUCUAAAAAAAGAAAAAAUUAUAGCGACACACACACACACACACACUAGUGUGUCGAUUAUCUGAGCAGAGUGACAUUAAAAUAGCGAUCUAAAUUUUCGACAGCGAUCUUUAUAUAAAGUACAUCUCAUUUCAAGAUACUUCGAAUAACAACGGAAGAUAAUUUGAGGAGAGGAAGAGAUCAAUCCUUUUGAAAAAGCGGCGCGAGCAAUAGCAACUUCGACGAAUGCGAGCUCAGAGAAAAAGUUCGCAGACGCAAUUUGCUCAAAUUCAGCGAAAACGGCUUUGUGCCGUUCGUCAAGCAAUAUAUCACACGUAUUUCCGAGCGAGCGUACAUUUACAAAAUACUCAAUUGUCGAGAAAAAAAACGAUCUUACGCAUCGCUUUGCCACUGCGUGAUCAAGUGACGGAUGACUGUUGUUUUUUUUUUUGCUGACGUCACAACAAAGUCGCGAUAAGACAAGCACAAAAAACGUAAUCGAGUCAUGGACGUCCGUUCGUGCUCAAGAUCUUGUCGUUUUCUUUUUCUUCGACUAUUGUCUAAGACUUAAACGAUAGAUAUAAAGCGCGUUGUACUCGUUCGAGUGGCUUCUUAGUAAAAAUGGCAAUCGUCCAGAUGGUAGCAUCGGAACACCAAACUAUACUCAACGGACAUAUCAGAAAGUUAAGAUUACAAGGUGUUUCUCCCCCGUACUAAGCGUUCUCAAACACACGUUUGUGUCUGUUCGCGCGCGGGAAUUCGAGCCGGUGUGAUCGCGCUAAGUUCAGAUUUCGAUGCUGCAAAUAUGCAGAAGAAAAAGUCACACAAAUAUUUUCCAAAAAAAAAAAAAAAAAAAACGUAAAGAAUUUUCUCUAACCGACCAACAUUACCAUGGCGCUUCAAGAAAACAAAACAACAAAACAAAAAAGAUUAAGAAGCAAAUGUUACAUAAGAGCUUUAGUUUAAUUUUUUCAACAAGAUAUUUAUUUUCUUGCAUCUUCAACGUCGAACUUUGAACUUGCCGCUUCAGCGGUUUUUCGAUCUCUGUUUUUUUCGCGACGCUGAAACAAUGAUGAUUAACUCAAGGCCGCAUAAAACAAACGCGCACGUACAAUUUGAGCACGUCGCUCGUGUAGCAGCCGCGUGCUUGUGCAUGCAAUUAAAUUUGUACGUAAGCGCGAAGAAGUUAUGUGUGUAUAUAUAUAUAUAUUUGUAUGUAUAUGUAUAUAUAUAUAUAUAUAUACAUAUAAAUUUCACGUUAUAAGGCUGGAGAGAGAAAAUCUUUAUAGGACGUAUAUUUCCUUAUAGGUGCAUUCGCUACGAAUCUCAAUCUAUGCAAUCUCUAUUUUUAUUACUCGACAAGUAGAAUAGCAAAUUAUAUCCCCCGAUAUACAUACGGACGUACAUAUAUAUAUGUAUACGUAUGUGUAGAUAUACAUAUGUGUGUAUGUGUGUAUGUAAUAAUGUCGCGAUGAUGCGCUUUUCAGAAUUCCGUUUCAAGUGGAAGCACGCGAGAAAAACCGGGACUCAACGCGGUUCUGAUCAAAGUUCCUUAAAUUAUAUCACACAAAACAAGUAACAAAACUCUGUACUCAGCUCGUAACGAAAAUCUACAAGCGAAACGUUCCGGGGCACACGGGAACGCACACAUUCACGUAAAUAAAUAUAUAUAUAUAUGUGUGUGUGUGUACACACACAUUGACGUCCAAAAAACAUCUUUACCUGAGAAUCGCGGUUCCACGCGGAACGAUUUCGAGACGCGAGCGCGCGACCAGCUCUUUCAAACUUUAAAACACUAAUAACUCUCUGACAAUGACUAGCGUAAUAAUACAUAACGAUAUAUAUAAUCAUAUAUAUAUAUAUAUAUAUGUGUAUAUAUAUAUAUAUAUAUGCGAGCGUGUAUGGGUUAGUACACACGCGUGUGUGUGCCGUAUGUGUAUGUAUAUGUGUGCGAAUGCAUCGAAAUACUCAUUCGUGAAGUAUGGGUUAAGAGAGAAUUAAAAAAAAAAAAAAAACGAAGUUU